Molecule: messenger RNA, 1720 nt
Organism: Gopherus evgoodei (Goodes thornscrub tortoise)
Lineage: Eukaryota; Metazoa; Chordata; Testudines; Testudinidae
Gene: SMIM12
Product: small integral membrane protein 12
Exons: 2
Coding region: 456-734 (92 amino acids)
Source: RefSeq, a predicted model, not a curated record
CAGAGCCUAGUAUGCACUGUACAGCCCCUAUUACUGCCCCGAGGCCGCCAGAACUAAAUUCCUUUCCUCUCCCUGCCCCUGACUAACCAGCCACUGCCUUGGUUAUCCUCUUGGGGGAGGCAUGAGGAUUGGGGUUUGUGUUUAUACCGUGGUUUCCAAGCAUAACACAAAGCACAGGGCAGGCUCCCAGCAGCUGUUUCCUGGGGGCUGGGAGAUGAAUGGGGUGUGUGCAGAGGUGCUUUUCUGCCCUUUCUCUUAGGAAUUGGGCUCUGCUGGAGCAGGAGACCCUGGGGAGGCUCAUUGCCCCUUGCCUUCCCCUAGGCAGCCUAGAAGCUGUCAGGAUUGGGGGUAAGGUUGCUGGCAUGGAGGUUUCAGCCCAUUAACUGCCCUGGAACCCUGCAGCCCGGUUGCCAAGCUACCCCAGAACACAUCUGGCGCUCUCUCCUGGCGACGCCAUGUGGCCCUUGCUGUGGAUGACUGUGCGGACCUACGCCCCUUAUGUCACCUUCCCUGUGGCCUUUGUGGUGGGGGCGGUGGGCUACCACCUGGAGUGGUUCAUCCGUGGUGACUCUCCACAGCCGGCCGAGGAGGAGAAGAGCAUCUCGGAGCGGCGGGAGGACAGGAAGCUGCAGGAGAUUGCGGGCAAGGACCUGACUGAGGUGGUGAGCCUCAAGGAGAAGCUGGAGUUCACCCCCAGGGCCGUGCUGAACAGGAACCGUCCAGAGAAGAGUUAACCAGGCUGCCCAGGCACCUCCAGGGCCCAUGGGGGUGUGAACCAUAGCAGCCUGGCGUGACUGGUUCCCCCCAUUCCUUUGGGUUGGAGCUGAGCACUCAGCCCAUCUGGCUGCAGGUCAGGACCCUGGGUCCCUUAGCCGGGCUCCUGGAGACUGUCCCAUCUCACCCACGUGUUUUCAAUCCCAGUUCACCAAUAUCUGGCUCGUGCUGGACACCCCCCCCCCCCCGCCCCCGGUGCUUACACUGGCUAUCUUGCAAGGUGGCUGCGUGUUGGAGUUUCCCACCCAAAGAUGGAGGAGGAGGUGUGGCCAAGGAGGCAGAGCUGGGCAGUUUUGGCCAUUGCUGCCUGAGUUCCUGGCGCACCCAGUCGCACAGCUGGGGAGAGGGAUGACGCUCCAGAGGCCGAACAGUUCCUGGAGGAGAAAGCUCCACUCCUAGGUUGAACAGGCCCUCGAUGCUCAGCCCGCCCUGUCCCGGAUCCCUCUGGAUCUCCCUUGAUUCUGCAGGUUUCCUUUGCAUGGAAACAGCCAAGACUUGUGUCCUGUCCAGGUGGUGGAGCGUAGCUGCCUCUGGCCAGAGACCGGAGGUGCUGGAGGGUGUGUCCUGGGAACUGAAUUGCAUGGGGUCAGGAGUGGGGCAGGAGUUUUGCACAUUGCUCGCUUCCCUGUUCCUGGCUUGGAUUCCCCCUUGCUUCUCAGGACCCCCAGAUUCACCCUCACUAUCAGGCACAGCCCCUCCCCAGCUGUGGUGGGUGCCUCUGGUGUCAGACUGGCAGCUGGGGUGGAGCAUGAGGGAAGCUGUAAUUGCCUGGCAGGCCAGAGACUGGUGGGGGAAGCUGGAAGUCAUUUCACCCUCCUGUCCCAGGAGCCCUGGCAAUACCUACGCAGGGAGCUCUGGGUGCGUUGCUGUGGGGCUGAGAUUUAGGGAAUGAAAUGACCUUGCAGCUGUGUUGAACGAAGCCAGAUUAAACCAGCCUGAGAACUCA